Emericellopsis atlantica is the source of this 864-nucleotide messenger RNA. RefSeq lists its product as uncharacterized. NCBI's taxonomy places the organism in Eukaryota, Fungi, Ascomycota, Sordariomycetes, Hypocreales, Bionectriaceae. The coding region runs from base 95 to 577 and encodes 160 amino acids. The transcript has 2 exons. The record is from RefSeq and is a predicted model, not a curated record.
UUAAGAUCAGUCAUGUGCCCCCGUGGUCUGACGAAAGUUCACUCCAAUCUACUGCAACCAGAAGGUCUCUACGUGGAACAGUUGGCCUACGAUCAUGUCCAAAGUCGAUACUGGCGCGGCUCCUCCUCAGGAAGGCGACUGGCCACCAGGCUACGUCCCUGGCCAGGGCUUCACUGAAAGGCCUCGGGCCCAAGAACCGCAGAGCGUCGUCCCUCAGGAUCCCGCUCUCGAUCCUCCCCAAGAUACACCCAGCGAUGCGACCGCCGCCACCCUCAACGAUGCCCCCAAUGGCGUGUCUGGUCCAGAGCCAGCCGGCAAGAACAUCGUUCCCCUCGAGAAGCUCGACGUCAGGCCGCAGUGGGUACACUGCCCUCAAUGCAACCGGGACACGCAGACACGGGUACAGGGCCGCAGCGAGGGCAAGACCAAGUUUAUGAAUGUGUUCUGGUGGCCUCUGCCCAACCGCAGGCACUGGUGGGAGAAGACGCACUGGUAUUGCCUCAAGUGCGACAAGGAGCUCGCCAUGCAAAAGUACGGCAAGGAACUGCAGGUCACGGCGAACCAAGUCCAGAAAUGACCGAAGAUCCCCAUCGGGUCGGGGUAAGCAAGGUGACUUUGCACGGAGUAGCGAGACGGGGACGGUAAUUAUUGAAGAUACCAUAUCAUAGCGAUUUCGAAUUACCAUUUGCACUGGAAAGUUGCAAUUUCCCCCGCCCAAACUCAAGCAGCCGUCUUGUCUUGCAGCAUAUGAUCCCUCUUCUUCGCCUCGGUCAUUGUAAUGACAGCCCUCUCGUUGUUCUUCUUGCGCCUGUCCGUACUGACGGUGCAGGCCGCUGCGGUGAUAGCCAGGACGCCAAACGCAAU